AACAUAUUAAGAUUUAGAAAACUUAAAAAUAAAUUAAUUUGAUCAAAGAUAUUUAAACAAUUGCGCGAGCAGCACUAAACCUCCUCCUCACGCUCACACACGACUACUCCUCCCUCGUAAUCAAGAUGGCGGCGCACGGUAUUGUUCUCUCGGCUUCUAAAAUCAUAAACCGUCUUUGGGGUCGACGCCUUGGAAAUACGGCUAAAGUAUUUGCACCAACUUUGACAAGCCAAAGGAACAAAACAUAUCUUAGAGAAAACAUUCCCCCUCCUGCAAAGUAUGGAGGCAGACACACGGUGACUCUCAUACCUGGAGAUGGAAUCGGUCCAGAACUUCUCAGUCACGUCAGAGAGGUUUUCAGGUUCAGCUGUGUGCCGGUGGACUUUGAAGUAGUGAAUGUUAACUCUGCUUUGGAGACGGAGGAUGACAUCAAUAAUGCCAUCACUGCCAUCCGUCGUAAUGGAGUUGCCCUUAAAGGUAACAUAGAAACUAAACAUACCAUGCCUUCAUCUGUUAAAUCCAGAAACAACCUGCUACGCACAAGCUUGGAUCUGUAUGCCAACGUGAUGCACUGCCAGUCCCUCCCCGGAGUCCAGACUCGCCACAAGAACAUCGACAUCAUGAUCAUCAGGGAGAACACCGAGGGAGAAUACAGCAGCCUGGAGCACGAGAGUGUAUCGGGGGUGGUAGAGAGUCUGAAAAUCAUCACCAGGAGUAAUUCCCUCAGGAUCGCCGAGUAUGCAUUCAAGCUGGCCCGGGAGAAAGGCAGACGCAGGGUCACAGCAGUGCACAAGGCUAACAUCAUGAAGCUUGGCGACGGCUUGUUUCUGCAGUGCUGCAGAGAAGUGGCUUCUGGAUACCCAGAUAUCACAUUCGACAGCAUGAUUGUGGACAACACCACCAUGCAGCUUGUAUCCAAGCCCCAUCAGUUUGACGUGAUGGUGAUGCCCAAUCUUUACGGAAACGUCGUUAGCAACGUGUGUGCUGGCCUCGUGGGCGGACCCGGACUCGUACCGGGCGCCAACUACGGUCGGGAUUAUGCUGUAUUUGAAACUGCUACAAGGAACACAGGAAAAAGUAUUGCAGGCAGGAACAUCGCUAACCCUACAGCCAUGCUGCUAGCCAGCUGCAUGAUGCUGGACCACCUUAAGCUUUAUGAUUAUGCCACCGUGAUCAGGAACGCAGUUCUCACCACAAUGAAUGAAACCAGGUUGCACACGGCUGAUCUCGGAGGUCAGGGCACCACAUCAGAUGUGGUCCAGUCCAUCAUGAAGAUCAUCCAGAGUAAAGGACAGCUCACAGCAGACUUCUAAACUGUCUCUCCUGGUCCCAUCCUCUCACACACUCAUCAGAGGUGUGAGUCUAAAGGGACCAGCCUCUGCACGUGGACCAGAUCACAGAUUAUAAAAACAAACAUGUGUCCACUCUUGCAUGUUUUCCACAUGUUACCGAGCUACGCUGAACACUUUGCAAAGUUUUUACUUUUCGUGAUAUUUUAGAACAACUCCGGUUCUGCUGUAAGACGUGUUUUUGUUACGGUUUUAUUUAAACGGUUUAAUCAGUUUUUAAACGGUUUCCUCACAAAUGCCUGACAGGUUAAAGGUUAAUAUAUAAAGUAUGAAACCACUGGGAGGCGCUGUUGUCUGUGUUUUCAUAGUGAAGCUGAUUGUUUGCUGUUCAUUUGGAAGCAACCUGUAUCUUAUUUGUUGUGGAUAGCUCUUUGAAUAGCCUUAGUUUGGGGAAACAGAAACAUUAUGACCAGAUUGAUGGGCUAACUACUAGUGUUAAGUGAGGCCAAACAAAAUUAAAUCUGUUUUUUCUAAACUGAGACUUCAUAACUUUUCCUCUGAACCCCUCUUUAAGAGUUUUGAACUAUUAAGACUUAAUCAACCAGAAUGUGUAAUAUUCUUUAAAGGCCCUAAUUACAUAUUUUUUGUUUGCUCUAAGUUGCCUUUUAUUAUGGUUGUCCUUUUUGUUGAUCAUGGUGAUUCAGCUGUUUGCAAAUUAAGUAAACAUUCUUGUGCAGCACAUAAAAAGGAGGUUAUGUUGUGUUGACGUCCGACCAGACAGAUGCUCUUAAAGCCCGGUGUGAAAUGUUAAUGACGCACCUUUACUGUAUAACAAAGAUCAAUAAAGAAAUGAAUCUUUUAA
Messenger RNA from Nothobranchius furzeri (turquoise killifish), 2151 nucleotides. It is a transcript of the gene idh3g, whose product is annotated as isocitrate dehydrogenase (NAD(+)) 3 non-catalytic subunit gamma. The record is from RefSeq and is a predicted model, not a curated record. Gene Ontology annotation, molecular function: magnesium ion binding; NAD binding; oxidoreductase activity, acting on the CH-OH group of donors, NAD or NADP as acceptor. Gene Ontology annotation, biological process: tricarboxylic acid cycle; isocitrate metabolic process. Gene Ontology annotation, cellular component: mitochondrion. Lineage: Eukaryota; Metazoa; Chordata; Actinopteri; Cyprinodontiformes; Nothobranchiidae.